Mercurialis annua (annual mercury) is the source of this 1417-nucleotide messenger RNA. RefSeq names its product cysteine synthase-like. Lineage: Eukaryota; Viridiplantae; Streptophyta; Magnoliopsida; Malpighiales; Euphorbiaceae. Gene Ontology annotation, molecular function: cysteine synthase activity. The record is from RefSeq and is a predicted model, not a curated record. The coding region runs from base 321 to 1292 and encodes 323 amino acids. Gene Ontology annotation, cellular component: cytoplasm. The transcript is spliced from 11 exons.
AUGCGGAUCCAUAAAUAAAAUAAAAUAUCUACCGAGUUUGUUCAUGUAUAACUAUAAGAGCAAUUAAAAAACAAGAGUUAAAUUAAGACCAACCAUAACUAUCAUCACGAGCGACACCGUUUAAUUUUUCCAGAUUUGGAAGAAAGAAAAGAUCUGAAGCAACGAUUUAACAACGGCGUCGACUGAAGUAGCAUCAUCAAUGGCUAACGUUGGAAAGUUAACGGCGGCGGCGGACCUGGAAGCGUCGUCGUCAACUAUGGCAGCAAGGAUGACAACGGCUGGCUCCUUUAAUUUCUUAUUCUCUGAGUACCAAGAAAGAGAUGGAGAACAAUUGUGAGAUCAAGAAUGAUAUUACCGAGUUAAUAGGAAAUACUCCAUUGGUUUAUCUGAAUAAGAUUGUGGAUGGUUGUGUAGCCCGCAUUGCUGCCAAGCUUGAAAUGUUUUCUCCUACUGCCAGUGUCAAAGACAGAAUUGCGAAAAGUAUGAUUCAAGAUGCGGAAGAUAAGGGCUUGAUUAUGCCGGGCAAGACUGUCCUUGUUGCACCCUCAAGCGGGAACACUGCCAUUGGUUUAGCAGCAAUUGCUGCGCUCAAGGGCUACAGACUUAUAAUUGCAAUGCCAGCUUCAAUGAGUCUCGAGAGAAAAACCGUGCUGCGAGCUCUCGGAGCUGAGGUUUGCCUUUCUGAUCCAGUCAGCUCCUUUCCAGGGGCACUUGAGAAGGCAGAUGAAAUACUAAGGAGAACUCCUAAUUCUUUUAUGAUUCAGCAAUUUGAUAAUCCUGCAAAUCCGCUGAUUCAUUAUGAAACCACCGGCCCGGAAAUAUGGAGAGACACAGAAGGAAAAGUUGAUAUCUUGGUUUCAGGAAUUGGAACUGGUGGUACUGCCACCGGGGCUGGGAGAUACCUCAAGGAGAAAAACAAAGAGAUCAAGGUGUAUGGUAUAGAACCAGCUGAAAGUGCAAUCCUGAAUGGUGGACCACAUGGCGCACAUAUGAUCCCAGGACUUGGAGCUGGAAUCGUCCCUAAUGUUUUAGAUGUUGAGUUGCUUGAUGAAGUUCUUAUUAUACCAACUGAAGAAGCCAUUGAAACUGCUAGACUACUUGCCUUGAAAGAAGGGUUGCUGGCUGGGAUAUCUUCAGGAGCAGCAGCAGCUGCUUCAAUUAGAUUGGCAAAGAGGCCUGAAAAUGCAGGGAAACUCAUUGUUGCUAUAUUCCCAAGUUGCGGAGAGCGUUACUUAUCUACCAGGCUUUUUGAUUCAAUUAGGCAUGAAGUGGAAAACAUGACUUAUGAAUAACAAUCCAAUAUGAACUUUCAACUUAUUGUUUGAAUUGCCUCUGUAACUUGUGAUAAUCUUGUUGUUAAACAUUGUAUUCGAUUUUAAAACAUAAUAAAAUAUAGUAGGUCAUAGAAUGUUACUUA